AUGUCGCACCGCCACGCCCCCCUAAACGCCAAAGCCGAACCCAAGACCAAAUGGACCGGUGAUCUGGUACCUCACAACGACAACAGGUCACUUACUGUCCCUGUGACGCGACGCCAGAUGGACAUGUACUCCCGGGAAACUGCCCCAAAAAGAACCACCGCCAACACAGUCCGACGCGCUCGCAAAGACGCCAACAAGGGCUUUCGGCUUGAGGUCAGAGAAGCCAUUUCCAGUGACUCGUCCGCCGACGAGACCACCAUCCAGCACGAGGACACUGUGCCUGUGGUGGCCCUGGGUGAUGAGGGAUACUUUGCCUACGACGCCGGUGGCGAGAACGUGCUCUUGGCCGCUCUUUCCAACGCCGAGACCAAGUAUGAGAACAAAGUGGUUGAGAACAUCGUCAAAGAGUACGAACUCAUCUCCCACGACGAGUACGCUGCCGGACUGGGUUAUGCGGCUGAUAUCGACGAUUUUGAGGUGAUAGACCAUCACUCUGUUUAA
Molecule: messenger RNA, 501 nt
Organism: Talaromyces rugulosus
Lineage: Eukaryota; Fungi; Ascomycota; Eurotiomycetes; Eurotiales; Trichocomaceae
Exons: 2
Coding region: 1-501 (166 amino acids)
Source: RefSeq, a predicted model, not a curated record